UGUCUAAUGAAAAUAUAAGUUAAUCACUCAGAUUACAAAGGGAAAAACCAACAAACAUCCCACCCUCCAUCAAUAUUUGUUUCCACAGGGAACGUGCUAAGCUGAGGAUCUUGUGAAAGCUGAUCUGUCAUGGAUUCAUACACCAUUAACUUUAUCACCUGGAAUGCUAACGGACUUAAGCAAAACAAGUAUCAGAAAUUUCAAGAACUUCAAUGCGCUGAUGUUGUUUUCCUACAAGAGACACACAUUGGAGCAGGGGAUGAACAUGUUAUAGAAGGUUUAAAAAAGCGGUGGAAUGUUUUCUAUACAAAGUACAACUCUUCCAGCAGUGGAACUGCCAUUCUCGUCAGAAAGAGUCUAGAUUUCAAAUGUUUAAGUGUCGAGAAAGGUAAUUGUGGUGAAUAUGUAUUGUUGAAAUGUGAACUGGAAGGUUGCCUGUACACUCUAGUGAGUGUUUAUAACCAUCAGACAGACACAAAAACGCUUGAUAAUCUUUCAAGAUACCUGCAGUCAAUGACCACAGGGCUGCUGGUGAUUGGUGGAGAUUUCAACACAUUCCUCAAUCCGUUUAUCGACAAAAAAUGGAGUACAGGCAAGAUGACAAAGAACAGAAUGCACAAUAAACUGCUCUUAUGUGUGGAGAAUUUCAUGAAAUCUCUUCAGCUGGCUGAUGUGUGGAGAAGAAUGAACCCUGUAAAGCAGGAUUUUACAUUCUACAUAAGAGAUCGUCCAGUGUCCAGACUCGAUUACUUCUUCAUUCCAGAUGAAUGUAUGUGGCGUGUAGGAAGUUGUGAAAUCAUGAAUUCAAGGUUCGGAGAGCUCAAAGAUCGUCAACCUGUGUCUUUAGAGAUCAACUAUGUCUCCACAGUGCCUCUUCUGAUAGAUCAAACACAGUCACUCUUCAAACUAUUUCACUGCAAAAAAAUACUUUUGACUGAUGAAACCAGUUCAUCACAGUCUGAAGAAAGCUCACCUGCAGUCAGUGAAGUUGACAUUGUGUCAGCGGUUCAGUCUCUUCAAGUGUCAGACACAGUAAGACCAGACGACAUCCCAGUGUCCUUCUAUAAAGACAACAUCCGGGAUGUAAUUCCAUACAUAAAGAUGCUCUAUGACGGAAUCCACAGGGGUGAAGUCAACUGCUCUGAAUUGUAUUUUCAAGAUCCACAGGAUGAUAUCCCUCACUUUUUUAAUGCCGACUACCUCAUCAUUGCAACUAUUCUGGCAAGACGUCUUGAUGAUUUCUUGAAUCCUCAGUCAAAGGGUAUGAUUAAGGAUUCAGCAAUUGUUAUGAUCACUCCUAAAACAGUCUGCACUGAAGCAAUGCUCUGCUGUCUAAAGGAUGAAAUUGAGGACUCACAUUCAGUUCUUUAUCAAGACUUUCCGCUUGUGGAAAAAAUCUUCAGAGAUUCAAAAUUCAAAAAGUGUCAGGGCUGCCCACUGAAGCCAGUACUCACAGCUUUAAAACUGAAAAGCUGCGCCUUAAAGUUGUGUAAGAAUUUAGAAAAUUAUGCAGUGCAUGUUUUCAAGACAAAUGUGAUCAUUUGCGUCCCAUCUGAAGACCUAGAUGAGAUACUUGCUAUGGAAAGCAGCAACAAUGAAGAAUAUGAUAUUAUGACAUUAUACAGAGGACAAAGUGUUGAGGGUAAUGAGUCCGCAAGUGAAGAUUAUGAUGGACUGUUGGAGGACACAGAAGACAAUUCACAGUGUGAAGACAGCGACAAUGGGUCAAAUGAACAUGAGGGAAAAUCUAAAUCGAUUGAAAGAACAACCAUGUAUGCAGUUGUAACUUUAGAAGAAUCAGAAGAGGUGAUGGUGACAGCAUCAAACUGGUUGACCGCAGACAAAAAACAAUGUUACUGGCCUCCAUACAAAUCAUCAGAGAAAUUCAUGGAAGCUGUUCAGUACAGAUUUGCACCUCAAACAGGAGAGAAAUCUUGGGAGAAAUUAGCUGUCCUGUUUCAUGGAGAAUAUGGCACUUAUGAGGAGGCCAAGAAAAAACUAAAACAAAUGAAGCAGCCGGAACAAGCAGCCAUAGCAAUGAAUCAAGUAACAGGAACCUGUCCACAGUCUCCUGGGCCAUCUUGGUCAGGAAUUUCACAGAAUGCCAGUGGGUUAGGAGUUACCAGCAUUGCUAUACUUGCGGGGACAACUUUAGGAAUACAAGGCACUAAAAGAAAGCGUGAAUCGAGGGAUUUAAAGAUCAGUGCUAAAUCAUAUUCAGUUAUUUCUUAA
This is a messenger RNA of Danio rerio (zebrafish), 2232 nucleotides long. The record is from RefSeq and is a predicted model, not a curated record. Lineage: Eukaryota; Metazoa; Chordata; Actinopteri; Cypriniformes; Danionidae.